Messenger RNA from Salvelinus fontinalis (brook trout), 2864 nucleotides. RefSeq names its product NF-kappa-B inhibitor alpha-like. The record is from RefSeq and is a predicted model, not a curated record. NCBI's taxonomy places the organism in Eukaryota, Metazoa, Chordata, Actinopteri, Salmoniformes, Salmonidae. Gene Ontology annotation, biological process: signal transduction; cellular response to lipopolysaccharide. The coding region runs from base 417 to 1589 and encodes 390 amino acids. Gene Ontology annotation, molecular function: protein binding. Gene Ontology annotation, cellular component: cytosol. The transcript is spliced from 6 exons.
UUCACGCAUGCGCACAGGACCUACUCCUUCUAACAGACUUGGCUGGAGAGGCUUGGGAAUUCCCCAGGACAUCUCCUUUCGCGAGACGACUUGACCUGUAAACAAUUUAGCACGGUAACGUUUAUAUUUAUUUUACUCCGUGAAAAACCUUAUCAGGUGAAGAUGAACUUUGAUGAUAUCAGUUAGAGCUUAGAUGCAGCGCCCUGUGCUGUUUUCGUAGACUUGGUCCUCUAGCACCUUUAGCGUGCUAGCUAGCUAACUAACUGCUUGGACAUCAGUUACCAGCUUGAAAGCACAGCUAGCCUGCUACAUUGCUUUCGCAAACUGUCUGGUUAAUAAAAUCAAUCGAUUUUAACCAGCUGUUGCAAAAGAGUCUAUUAUAAAAAACGAAUAGCUAGCUAGCAACAGUAUUCGUAAUGGCUGGUAUUCAGCCCAGGUGCGAUUUUGGAAAGCAGCAUGCACGGCCUAUACUUGGCUUCGGGCUUGACAAACACGAAACUCUGGGUACUUCUGCACCGGAUGAUUGGUGCGACAGUGGGCUAGAAUGUCUGAGUGGAACAGCGCUGAGCUUGGAUGACUCCUUCAGCAAUGAGACAUCCAAAACCUGGGGGCCCAGGUCCCCUCACACGGCCUCCUACUCCUCACUGGAUGACACUGACAAGCACCCUAUGGACUUUAGUUCACUGGGUGGUGGAGAGAGGUUGGACUCCGCUAUAGGGGACUCAAUUACAGAUGAGACGGUGGGGAGUAUAUCACAGGGGCUGGGGACCAUGCACCUGAAUGAACCAGUUAUCAGUUACACAGUCGAUGACUGUGGGAGGCAAGCAGCACCGAGCCUGGAGGAGGAAAGACAGAGGAGAGAUGAGAUGCUCAACACACUGAACUUUGUGUCUGAGGAUGGAGACACGGCUCUUCACUUGGCUCUUAUCCAUGAGCACUGGGCCUUCGUACAAUACUUACUGGGGGUGAUAGCUCUGGACAGGAGCUGGGUGCCUUACCUGGACAUCCAGAACCACUUGGGACAGACUGCCCUCCACCUGGCUGUCAUAGUGGACCAGUCCCAGUGUGUGCGGGGGCUGCUGUGGGGCGGUGCGAGUGCUGAGCUCCAGGAGAGAGGAGGGAACACACCGCUGCACUUGGCUGUCAGGGAGCUGAGGCAGGACUGUGUACGAGAGAUCACCUCCAACUGCCAGAGCACCGACUAUCUACACGUCACCAACUACUCAGGGGUGAGUGCACUGCAUUUGGCAGUACAGAGGGGCAAGGAGGACAUAAUCAGCAUGCUGAUUGAGGCAGGAGCUGAUGUUAACCAGAGGGACCCAGGCUCAGGCCGUUCCCCUCUCCACUGGGCCGUGGAGUCCCAGAGCCCCAGGGUGGUGCAGUUACUGCUGCAGAGGGGAGCCAAUGUAGACCAGCCCUCCUAUGCAGGCCACACAGCCCUCUACUGCUCCCUGCACAGGCCCAACAAGGAGGUACAGGCCCUGAUCAAGGCUGGAGGGGCCUCUGACACACAGGCCCAGGACGAAGAGGAGAGGGAGAGUGAAGAGGAGUUUGAUGACGUUGUUAUCAAUGGACAACGAGUGCACUAACAAUGAACAUGGAACCUGAGCCACAUGGAGUAAUGGUGCUGCUGUUGGGCUAAGCGAUUGAUGUGCAUUUGUGUGUGUGGUUUGUGUAUGUAUGUGUGUCUGUAAAUUGUAUAUAGCAAGGCUGCUGAGUAGGUCCAGUUCUCAACCCAGUCAGGACUUAAGUCACUCGAUUUAAUUGAUCAGUUGUUCCUGUGUCAAUUUAGUUCCUUUACAUUGUGCUAAUGUUAGCUAAAGCUAAUGUUAGUUGGGUCACAUGGUUUUAGUGUUUGUCUGGAGCUAAGCUUGCCAAGACUAGUGUUGCCUACCUUACGCAUGGGAGAAUGAUCCAAACAAAAGCUGUGUUCUGUCAAACUAGUUGCCAGUUUCACCACUACAGAUUCCAACUUUAAAGCUGGAGUCCUUCAUGGUGAAACUGCCACACCUGUUUGCGAUAUGACAACAACAAAGAAGUUACUGCAAACAAUGAACUGUGUUUUUCUCUCGGACAUGAUUGGACGCGAGAUAGAACAGCAGUGUGUAUAUAGUGCAUUUAUUUUUACCAUGAGACCCAACGCUCCCCAGCUCUGCUUCGUCAACAAAACAAAAACAGCCGUGGCGCAGUUUCCCCUACUGCGGAUUCUAUCUUUAAGGCUAUAGAUGAGAGAUGUGGGUUUGGGACUAAAGCAGUUAGAAGGAUCUGAGAUGUUAGCAUUAUUAACAAGGCAGGGUUAGGGGAAGAUGUGAAUGUACAUACGGUAGAGGUUUAUGCAUGCCAAGGUAAGUAGUUAACAAGGGAUGGGAGGAGAAAAGAGAGGGGCAAACUCAACACAUUGCUAAAUCAUCUUUGCUUCAAGUUUAAAUAAAUGAUCGUUUAACGGCAUUUGGGAACCUCUGCAAGUCUAUAUGAGUUGAGAUUUUUUUGACCUAUCACAUGGGUAGAGGGUAAUGUGAUGUGACAAUUUAGUAAUGAAUCAGUCCCUGACUAUGAGUGCUCUAACCAGGGCCUGAUGACUAUCCCUGGAAUACCCUGGAGUGAUGUCAUUCAGUUCAUUUGAUGUACAGUUCACAAAUUAAAGACGGAGCUACAAAAAGCAGACACUGAGACCCUUCAGAACAAGGGUUUAAUCUGGUGUAUAUUUGCUUUCUGUAUUUUUGACUUAUUUUUGUAUUCUUUUGAAAAAGGAUUGAUUGGUGAUUUGAUAGGCUAGGAUGCCUCUGUAUUUGCUCGUCAGCAGGAGCAUGAUGUCUACAUGAUUAUUGUAAUAAAACUGUAAAAUGUAUAGAGUAUUAAGAGGA